Messenger RNA from Mesitornis unicolor (brown roatelo), 759 nucleotides. RefSeq names its product translocase of inner mitochondrial membrane 21 homolog (yeast) (gene TIMM21). The record is from RefSeq and is a predicted model, not a curated record. Gene Ontology annotation, cellular component: TIM23 mitochondrial import inner membrane translocase complex. Bases 1 to 759 code for a protein of 252 amino acids. The transcript has 6 exons. Lineage: Eukaryota; Metazoa; Chordata; Aves; Mesitornithiformes; Mesitornithidae. Gene Ontology annotation, biological process: protein import into mitochondrial matrix.
AUGCUGCCCGCCUGCCUUGCUCGGGCGGAGCAGCGCGGCGAGCGGCUGCGGGCCUCCCUGGGAAGGGGGUUGCUCUCUCAUCCCGGCUGGGCGCUGCCGGGGCCGGGGCUCUGCCUGAGGUGGCGGCACCAGCCCCCCCGCAGGGAGCCCCCCUCGCUGCUCCGGGCCGCCCGGCAGAGUAUCGGGACGCAAGCGGGUGGGCUGGGGGCUGAGAAAAGUGACGGUAAUAGCAAACAUGUGGCCGUGCAAAGCGAUCGGAAAGAGGAAACUUUGCUGUCGGCUGCUCAGAAAGUGAAAGAAGCUGGAAGAGACAUUACCUAUUUUAUUGUCGUGCUUGUUGGAAUUGGUGUUACAGGUGGUUUGUUCUAUGUGAUUUUUAAAGAGCUGUUCUCUUCUUCUAGUCCAAGUAAGAUCUAUGGAGAUGCCUUGGAGAAAUGCAGAUCUCACCCUGAGAUAAUUGGUGUUUUUGGUGAAUCUAUUAAAGGUUAUGGGGAGGCAACGAGAAGAGGAAGACGGCAGUUUGUCAGUCACAUUGAAUACAUAAAGGACGGACUGAAACAUAUGCGCUUGAAGUUCUAUAUCGAGGGCUCUGAAUCAGGGAAGCGGGGAACAGUCCAUGUGGAAGUCAAAGAGAACCCCGAGAAAGGAAGAUUUGAGGUGUGCUACAUAUUUGUGGACGUUGACACCUAUCCUAGAAGAACCAUUGUCAUAGAAGACAACAGACAGCCAAUGGUCGAAGUUGCUGCCUCAUCUCAUUGA